Mauremys mutica (yellowpond turtle) is the source of this 433-nucleotide messenger RNA. It is a transcript of the gene ELOF1, whose product is annotated as elongation factor 1. The coding region runs from base 122 to 373 and encodes 83 amino acids. The record is from RefSeq and is a predicted model, not a curated record. Gene Ontology annotation, biological process: transcription elongation by RNA polymerase II. Gene Ontology annotation, molecular function: RNA polymerase II complex binding. The transcript is spliced from 4 exons. Gene Ontology annotation, cellular component: transcription elongation factor complex. NCBI's taxonomy places the organism in Eukaryota, Metazoa, Chordata, Testudines, Geoemydidae.
GCCCGAGGCCAGCCAAUGGCUGCCGGCGGGGUGGGCGGGGCGAGCGUGUUUCUCUUCCGGGUCGGCGCAGGAAGUGCCGGUCGCGGUGAGAAACGCGGCCGGGGCGGGCGGCAGGAGACAGAUGGGCCGCAGGAAGUCAAAGCGGAAGCCCCCACCCAAGAAGAAGAUGACGGGCACCCUGGAGACGCAGUUCACCUGCCCCUUCUGUAACCACGAGAAGUCCUGUGACGUCAAAAUGGACCGGGCUCGGAACACUGGCGUAAUAUCAUGUACUGUGUGUCUGGAAGAAUUUCAGACUCCCAUAACGUAUCUUUCCGAACCGGUGGACGUGUACAGUGACUGGAUAGACGCUUGCGAGGCGGCCAACCAGUAGCAGCAACUGGGCAGGGAGCUCAUUUGUGCUAAUUCUGGAUAUUACAGUAUUUUGUAUGUG